AUGCCCUUCUUCGACAUGCAGGAAUCCAUUCGGAACGUCUUCCGUGCGACAUUUGAUAGCGGGUCUAUACCCUCGUCCACCAUGGUGAAGUACCCUAUGCACCCUGUCCAAGUCCGAGCGCUGAUUGGAUUCGCAAUUCAGAUCUUGCCUGGAUUGAAGGCCCCUGACCUUGCCUACCUUGCAGGCCAGACCGCCAGUUCUCUCGUCAAGCGCCCAAAGUGGAAUCCUAAAGCCCCAAAACUCGUGCCUGGGUGUCAAAAUACGAAUGCUCCACCAUGCGAAUACGCACAGACGCUCGCCGCUUUCCCCGAUCUUAAAGGAGACACUCAUAAGGUAGCAGCUGUUGUCGUGGGAGAGCAUCCGUAUUCCUUAGAAGGAGAUUUUAUUCUCCGAGCCCUGUUGCAACUACCACCAAGGGCCCCUGGAGGCAACAUUUCCGGAUACGGGUAUUCAGAAGACGUGGCAGGAACGUCAGCCGUGACGGCUCUCGCCAUCAGAACCGUCAAGGUGGAUAUCUCCCACCUUCUCAGGGCCUCGGACUCGAAUGAGCCCCCUCCUCCAACUAGGCCGGCGACCACGAGCCCAGCUUCUCUGCCAGCAAUAACAACGGUUGAAAGCGUCCCUCCAUAUCCAACAGCACAAACCGGUGGCACUGGAGGGAAGCGCUGCAUGCCUGCACAUCCGUCAGAGAUGCCAGCCAAGAAGCAAAGCAAGUGGUCGCCGGAAGAAGACGCACUGAUUAUUGACGUGAGAGGACGUGGCAUGAAAUGGGAAGAUAUCUCCAAGUGUUUACCAGGGCGAAGUGCUAUAAGUUGCAGGUUGCACUAUCAAAAUUACCUCGAGAGGAGAAGUGAGUGGGAUGAGGAACGGAAAAAUAAGUUGGCGAGACUUUAUGAGAGGUUUAAACCAGAAAUGUGGGCUAAGGUUGCCGAAGAGAUGGGCGUUCCAUGGCGGGCAGCGGAGGCCAUGCAUUGGCAGCUUGGAGAGGCCGACAUGGCACGUCGCGCCGGCGUCGUCCCAUUCUCACUUUCAAGCGCCCCUGUCGAUACUCCCGCCCAUGGGCGCGCGAGGCCGCUAUCAUCACGCGGCCACUCGCACUCACAGUCGCUCUCGUCCCCAACUGCAUCUACGAUAGGCAGCUCAGUACCCUCUUCCCGAUACUAUCGUGAGGGACCCGCUACACGUUCUAUAGCUGCGCGGCGGCAGAGCAUGGCGAGAAGUGGGUUGCCCACUUCCCCAUCAGAUGGGUACAUAUAUGGCGGAAUCGGGAUGGGACAGGGCAUGGGGAUGCCAAUGACCGGAGGGCCGCCUAUGCUACCCAGCGUAGCAGAAAUGACAACUGGAAUGAGCCCAUACAGCACACCAGCGUACUCAGUAUCAGCAUCCAUGGCCGGCGGACAACCACGCUCGAGCCCGGGCUCUACUUUGCCCUCCAUAGGCUACGCUUUACCUCCAAAUUUACCACCGAUGCCAGAAGGAAAGAGUCGCAGCCCUGACUCCGGCCAUGGGGGGACUAGAAGACGGCAGGACCGAUAGACACGGACGAACGCAAAACAAUUCACUAAUACAGCUAAGCGCACUACAUUGAAGGGUUGCGAUAUCACGCCGCUGUGUGUGACUACGAUUGAAAAAAGGGAUGCAUGGGUUGGUUUGGCGCAAAAUGCAUAGCGUGGCCUGGGGAAACGAAUAGAGGAUGACUUCACGACAACUUUGGAUGGACUUUGGCAGGGUUAGCAAUUCGAAUAUAAACUUGACUAGGC
Messenger RNA from Pseudogymnoascus destructans, 1760 nucleotides. RefSeq lists its product as uncharacterized. Gene Ontology annotation, biological process: regulation of DNA-templated transcription. NCBI's taxonomy places the organism in Eukaryota, Fungi, Ascomycota, Leotiomycetes, Thelebolales, Thelebolaceae. Gene Ontology annotation, cellular component: nucleus. The coding region runs from base 1 to 1536 and encodes 511 amino acids. The transcript has 6 exons. The record is from RefSeq and is a predicted model, not a curated record. Gene Ontology annotation, molecular function: DNA-binding transcription factor activity, RNA polymerase II-specific; RNA polymerase II cis-regulatory region sequence-specific DNA binding.